Molecule: messenger RNA, 9981 nt
Organism: Engraulis encrasicolus (European anchovy)
Lineage: Eukaryota; Metazoa; Chordata; Actinopteri; Clupeiformes; Engraulidae
Gene: ehmt1b
Product: euchromatic histone-lysine N-methyltransferase 1b
Exons: 27
Coding region: 3703-7434 (1243 amino acids)
Biological process (GO): peptidyl-lysine dimethylation; negative regulation of transcription by RNA polymerase II
Cellular component (GO): chromatin; nucleus
Molecular function (GO): p53 binding; histone H3K9 methyltransferase activity; zinc ion binding
Source: RefSeq, a predicted model, not a curated record
CAAUUCUCAUGGCCUUUUUUUGUCAGCAUGUAUCAAUAACGUAAAACUAAAAAAAGAAAUGCAAUGUAAGUGUAAGCUUACAACUUUGGUGCUUGACGGGAGAUUUGCAAAGAGGAAGGGUUUGGUUUAGCUUGAUUUAUUUUUAACAUGGUAAACUGGUGCUGUGUGGUUCCUCUGAGUUAUUUGAGAAACUGGUUGGACAUGGGCUGCCCUACUUGAACUUGGUGAGAAUGGAUUCAGUUUUGGAAAGUAAAUAUUUGAAAUCCUGUUUUCCUGGAGCGGCUGGGAUGAUUGCUAUGCUAUAUAAUAAUAGGGCUUCCAAUAUGGUAUGCUAAUUAACAAACAAAACACCUACAUGCACUUCAAUGCAGCAGGUGUACUGCAUUGCAUGGUUGAGAGAAAAUGGGCACUUCACACGCUAAUCAAUGUGGCCAGCAACAUUGCUUGGCAGCCAUUAAAUAGCAUGGUCAUGACUUGAACCCAGGGUGGUAAAGGCACAUAUAACUUAAGCUUACUUUUUGUACUGAUGUGUUACCCCUCACAUCAUAUGAGUUGUUGGGGUUAAAACUUAGUGUAGGCUAGUUGUUCCCAAACAUGUGUUAUCAUUGGGUGCAAACGCUUAUAAGCUUAAUUGCUAAUUGUCGUCAUCCUAGAAGUCUUUGUCGAGUGUAUUCAUGUCUAUUUUAUAAUUUCUAUUUUUUAUUGUUUCAAUUCUCAUUUGCAUUGUGUGUUUGUCAUGUUGUAGAUUCAUGGCGUAAGUGCAACACUAGACAUUACAUAGAUGUUGCACCAUGUCCCUAAGGAGAUAGAUAGACUGUGUUGUAACUGAAAAACACUAAAAACCUAACAAGAACCCACCACAAACUUGAUCCAACCAGCAGGGAGUCAGCUGAUUGUAACAACAACAACAUAGUUGACCUCCGUCGUCAGAGCAGGAUUUACAUUGUCUGUGUGAUGAAGCCCACUGUUUACCAGUGGUAGAGCUUUUACAGUGCAAAGCUUUUUUGAACAGGCAUCUUUGGGGGAUGCUGAAAAGGUGGUUAUUGCGGGAAAGUUUCCAUUGAUAAUUUGAAAUUAAUCAUUUUAGUGUUUGAAUUCAUAUUUUUUGAAGACUGUGUGAAGAAACCACUACAGCAAGGGAGUUGCAGAGCAUUAACUUAACACUGACUGGACCUGGGCCAUGAUGCAUCGCUCAGUCAGUCCACAGUCAACAAAACUUCUUUGGCUUUCCCGCCCCCUAGUCACUGCAAUACAGUAGCACACACUAUCUGGUCUGACGUGUUGCUGCCAGGACAGGACACGAUGUGGCUUACGAAAUGGCGGUGAAGUAGUCGUUUGCCUUUCCUCCUCCCUCCCUCCCUCACUUCUUCUCUGAGCAUGCUCCUGUCUCUGCCAGUAGGGGGAGGGUAGCCAACGGUACAGAAAGGGCAUGCAUUCUCUUCCCUUUGACAGCUAGUCAAGCCUCCCUUCAUGCCCUGCUGUUUGCUAGUGGUUUUUUUCAGAUGCCAUUCUGCCCCACAAAAGCAAAGUGCAGCAACUACGGCAACACUGAAACUGAGAAAAAUGCCUUCAAAGCCUUGGUAUUUGUUUGCAUAUUGUACGCUUAGUUACUGCAAAUAUGGCAUGGUAAUAUCUCUAAAACUGUACAUCUGAACCAUAAGGCUUUGUCAUUAAGAUCAAGGAGGUGUAAUGAAGACCGUUUUCAGUCUAAACUCAAGUUUGACAAAAUAUGUAGUUACUGCACUUUGUCUUUGUCGGGCACAUUUGGAGGCAAUUUGUACUCACGUUACGUCAUGCUUUUUUGGUUCAAACUAAUGGCGUCCAUCACCAAAAAAUGUCUUUAUCGUGUGAUGGUUGUAUUGUUAUUAGUCCUGUGUUAGUUUUCAUGCAUUUUAUGAUUGGAGCACAAGUUCAAAUUUGAUUGUUUUUCUCAAAAUAAAAUGAGCUGUCUGAUUUGAAGACUAGUCCCAUGUGUUUCCCAUGGUCAUUUACGUUUUCCAUGUUAAGCAGGCUUUGAAGAGUGUCAAUCUUUCACUUUUAGAAUUCCAAUGCUGGAUUGGAUUUGAGUUGUUGGAGCUGUCUGUUGCUUAGAGGAAGAGAACAGAUCGUUUUGAGUGUCAUGGCUGUUGGGUGACCUACCGUAUAGGCUAAACCCAAGUCAGUUCUGACAUGGCAGUUGGAAUGCUUUGUCUCUGGGUAAUUCAAAAAAACGUGUGAAAUCUGUCCAACAUGUUAAGAGCUCUGUGCCCGGCCUAUGCUAUGGGAGUUGUACUCUUGCAUGGCCUUACUUUUACAAAUGACUGUUGCAUGUGUGCAUUUGUAUUCUUCAGUAGGACAUUGUGCAUUGUGCUUUGAUGGUAUUAUUGUAGCCACACCUUCAUGAAUGCCUGUCUCAAUAAAGACCAAUUGAAUUCAGGCUAAUCAACUGUUUGUUAGCAGUUUGUUGUAAAGAAUAUGACCAAACUAGAGUUGGAAGUGUAUUUUAAUGUCCCCAGGGAAAUCUGUCUUUACAGUACAUGACAUAAAAAACCUAGAAAACACUAAACUGUGCACUGCUGUGCAUGGCAUUUCUCUGUCUUCAAACAUUAAGCAAGUGGUUGGGACAAAGGAGUUCUUAUAUUUGUUCAGUCUGCAGUUUCAUGUCCUGGAAUGUCUACCUGAGGGUAGCAUGUGACUUCUUGAUGCAGAAUGUGUGUAAGGUCCUCUAGAAGUGUUUCUAUGUCUGAAUGGAUUAAUUUUCUCUCUUUUAUUUCACUAAAAUGCAGUGCUGUGGGAAGGUGUCCUGAUUUCUGGUCAUUCUUGGCCUUGGUGAGAUGCACUGAGCUGCCAGUCACCAACCUUUUAGGACACCCUUGCUCAAUAUUUGUCCCACACACUAAACUAGGUCAAUAGGCCUAAUUUCGUGAUAUGCUUGUUUCAAUGUCUGUCUUAAACACUGUAUGGUAAAUCCACCUCAGUUAAAUAGCUUGACUCUUUGGUCUUUUUAAACCUUCUUGCUUAAUUGGAAAGUAGGCUACUUUUAAAUUGUAGCCUAUUAUGUUGUCUGUAAGGUUAGUCUGCAUUACUCUGCACUCUGCAACCACGAGUGUGUUUCAAAAAGCAUGGUAACAGAACUCCUGGUGCAUCGGGUAAGUUAGCUGAGUCUAAGGGGGUCAGCCACUGGCAUUAAUGAAAGCCAUUAGGGAUUAGAAUGGGUGGUAGAAUGGUGACAGAGUUGCAACCUUGGCAUUGUCACCUUGGUCUUGCUUACUGUAAUAUCUCACUUUGAUCUACGACAGGGAAAGGGAGAGCGAGAGAUGGGGGACUCUUAUUAUGAAAUGGGUACCCUGGUGGCGAGAGAGGGGAAAGGGAGACGAGAGAGAGAGAGAGAGAGAGAGACCUCCUUUUGUUGAGCUCAGUAGCUAGCUCUAGCAGAGCAGACAUUUUCUUGCGCUGGUGUAGCGGAAGGCAGCUGGUCUGCAGUGUCCACCAAUCAGAUGGCAGGCUUCUGGAACGGGAGGUGGGGGAGGGGGUAGCGAGAACGAGAAGAACGGAAUCUUCUUCCUGUGAUUGCUGCACCUUCUGAAGGGCCUCUUUCCUCCUGCUCUCUCUCUCAACUGGGCCAGUAGGCUUGAAGCCCUGGUAGAUCAUGAGGCAGGGGGGCGCUGGGAAAUGACAUGACCCACAGGUCUGGUCCGAGGCAUUGUGGGUAAAGGAGAAUUCAUGAAAACGGACAGAAUGAAAGAACCUCCUGGUGAUGAAGUCAACAAAGCCUGCUUGGAACGGCUCAACGAUGGCUGCAGAGUGGACGAGGUGGACCUCAACGGGAGUUACGAAAGAGUAGAAGUGGAGAACAGCCACGGUACUAACAGCCGAUUGGACGUUUUGGAAAAUGGCGUGAUGGAAAUGGAUGCUGCCCCACCACAUGGUUCUACCAUGGGCAGCAACGGUUACCUUCUCAACAACCUGCCGGACAUGGCAGCAGCAGCUCAGCACAGGACUAGCUGGUCCCCUGUGGGGACUGUGAGUGCUGGGCAUCCUACCAAAAUCGUUCCUUUGUCGGCAGCUUUGCAUACCGGCACACUGGCCACCACCCCAAAGACUGAUACCAGUGUGCUACCUAACUUGGGAACAAUGGAGACAGAGACUAAUAAAAGUGGCACAAGCCUCCUCAAUUCCCCUUCUCCUUCCGUUAUACACAGAGCUCGAAAAACCAUGUCACGGCUGGCAUCCAACCAGACACUAAAGAUUUUCAAUAGGGAAGUAAAAGAGCCAAACAUAGUGAAAGGUGAGAGUCCAGAUGUAACGAAGCCUCAGCAGCAGAGAUCACCAUCGCCACCACCCUCCUCCCAGAACCUGCUACCUCAGAGCCAAAACACCGCAAUGACCACGACGACUGCUACACCAGCCAAGCCACAAGCAGCAGUGGUUGUGUCAAAGAAGAAGAAAAGGAAGAUGGGAACAUACAGCUUUGUUCCAAAAAAGAAAACCAAAGUUCUGAAGCAGCAGACCGUGCUAGAGAUGUUUUCUCAUCUCUCUCAGUCUCAAACUAAUUCUCAGCAGAAAGACAUUCAUGUCAACGGAGAAAGGGUGGAGAAUGAUUCCUUAGAUGAAGAAUCAGAGGAAGAGGAAGAGUCGGAGGAAGAAGACCCAACUGGAGAAGAGGCGGUCAGCAUCUCAAAUGAUGACAGUCUAGCAAAGCUCCCUCCUUCUCAGGUUGUUUUUGGCAUCACCACCACGUCAGGACCAACACAGGAGAAUACCUCUGUGUCUCAUGAAGAGAGGGAAACGGAGCUAUCGGGAGACGAGGGAGCUGAAGGAGAGGAUGAGGGAAAUGCCUUUGACUUGAGCACGAGUUUGAAGAGGAAGUUGAAGAAGAAGGCCAAAGGAGACAACCUGUGGCUUCGACCAUCUAGGAAACGCAAACAUGCGGAGCCCCCAUCACAGACUCAGUCCCCCGAACAGCAGGCCCACGUCUCAGGAGAUCUCGACAAGGAAUUCAGAGAGGCGAUCGAGAACUCCAUCCACCAAAAGGUGCCAGUGGAGCAACUUGCAUCUAAAAGCAAAGGUUUUGCUGCCAGUGGUGCUGACGAGGUGGAGACAACGUGUACAGUGAUGGAGCUGCCACUCUGCAGCUGCCGCAUGGAGACGCCCAAGAGCCGCGAGAUUCUCACUCUGGCCGACAGGAAAUGCAUGGCCACGGAAAGUGUGGACGGACAUCUGACCCGAUGUCAUAGCGCCGUCCUGAAGCACGAGAUGAUGCGGUCGUCCAACACUGUGCAGCUCCUGGUGCUGUGUGAGGACCAUCGGAAUGGCAUGGUGAAACACCACUGCUGCCCUGGUUGUGGCUUCUUCUGUAGGGCGGGUACCUUCAUGGAGUGCCAACCGGACAGCAGCAUCUCCCAUCGCUUCCAUCGGCGCUGCGCGUCCAUGCUGAAGGGGCAGAGCUUCUGUCCGCACUGUGGAGAGGAGGCCAGCAAAGCCAAGGAGGUGACCAUCGCUAAGGCCGACACCACCUCCACAGUGCCCCACGCCCAACAGGCUCCCGUCACCACCACAGGCAUCUCCGAGGGGAGGGCAGAUACCACCACUGAUGGGGCGGACAGCACCCUUCCUCUGCUCGAUGAGGCAGCAGCGGCUGCGUCUCAGGCCUUGAUGACUCAGAAACCAGGAGUACCCACAUCAGCUGUGACGCCCACCCCCGGACCCCCUAAAGAGUCCCUGGAGAGCAUCCUGUUGGCGCUGGACACAGAAAAGCCUAAGAAACUUCGGUUUCAUCCAAAGCAGCUGUAUGUCUCGGCCAAACAGGGGGAGCUGCAGAAAGUGUUACUCAUGUUAGUGGACGGCAUCGACCCCAAUUUUAAGAUGGAGAGCCAGACCAAGCGGAUGCCCCUCCACGUCGCAGCAGAGGCCGGACACCAGGAAGUUUGCCACGUGCUAGUACAGUCGGGGGCCAACCUUGACAUGUGUGACGAUGACCAACGGACGCCGCUGAUGGAGGCCUGUGAGGGUAAUCAUCUGGAGACGGUGCGAUACCUCCUGAGGGCAGGAGCUAGUGUCUCACACAAGGAUGCAGAGGGCUCCACGUGUCUUCACCUCGCUGCCAAACUUGGGCAUUAUGAGAUUGUCAAACAUUUAUUAGGCACUGGCUUAAUAGACAUCAACUGCCAGGAUGACGGAGGCUGGACGGCCAUGAUCUGGGCCACUGAGUACCGGCAUGUGGACAUCGUGAAGCUGCUGCUGUCCAAAGGAGCUGACAUCAAUGUCAGAGACAAGGAAGAAAACAUCUGCUUGCACUGGGCCGCCUUCUCCGGCUGCGUGGAGAUUGCCGAGAUCCUGCUGGAGGGACGCUGUGACCUCCAGGCCGUCAACAUCCACGGAGACUCGCCAGUCCACAUUGCUGCUCGUGAGAACCGACUUGACUGUGUCGUCUUGUUCUUGUCGCGGAGGGCAGACUUGUGUGUGAAGAACCGCGAAGGUGAGACGCCACUGGAGUGCUGCAGCCACAACUCAAAGGUGUGGAGUGCCCUGCAGGCCAGCCGCAAACUCAAGGAGAGCAGCAGGGCUCCAGGAACAAGGGAAACUCCCUCAGAUAAGCUCCUCAAUAGGGACAUCGCACGAGGCUAUGAGAGCGUGCCUGUGCCAUGCGUGAAUGCUGUUGACGAUGACCCUUGCCCUGACAACUACAAGUACAUUCCUGACAACUGUGUUACAUCUCCAAUGAACAUAGACAAAAAUAUUACACAUUUACAGUAUUGUGUGUGCAAAGAUGACUGCUCCUCAACCAACUGUAUGUGUGGGCAACUCAGUCUGAGAUGUUGGUAUGACAAGGAGGGCCGGUUACUCCCAGAGUUCUCUACGGAAGAGCCUCCACUCAUCUUCGAGUGCAAUCAUGCCUGCUCUUGUUGGAGGACUUGCAAGAAUCGCGUGGUGCAGAACGGACUACGGAUGCGUUUGCAGCUCUUCAAGACGCGCCUGAUGGGGUGGGGUGUGAGGACUAUGCAGGAUAUUCCACAGGGCACAUUCGUAUGCGAGUAUGUUGGGGAAAUAAUCUCCGACGCAGAGGCCAAUGUGAGGGAAAAUGACUGUUACUUGUUCAGCCUGGACAACAAGGUGGGAGAGGUGUACUGUAUAGAUGCUCGUUUCUAUGGCAACAUCAGCCGGUUCUUUAAUCACCUGUGCGAGCCGAACCUGUUCCCCUGCCGCGUGUUCACCUCACACCAGGACUUGCGCUUUCCCCGCGUCGCCUUCUUUGCCAGUAGGAGCAUCAGUGCCGGAGAGGAGCUGGGCUUUGACUAUGGGGAUCACUUCUGGGACGUGAAGGGCAAAGACUUCAGUUGCCAGUGUGGGGCCGCUAAGUGCAAGUACUCUGCCGCGGCCCUGGCCCGGAAGCAGGCCGACAGUGGGCCAGAUCAGCAGCCAGACACCAGUUCCUCUUCCAUCACCCCCUCGUAGCCCCUCCCAACACCACCAGCCACCCCCCUCCUGAUCUACUGUACACAUGCACAGUAGACACAAAGGUAGAACAUUAGACUAGAGGUGACACAGCGACUCGCGACAGCACUGGAGCAAGUGCAAGUGCAAGUGCAGCCUCCCAUCUUCUGUAGGUAGGUCAGUGCUCUUCUGUCGAUGCAAAUCAAUGCCGAGCACCAAUCACCUCUUUCAAAAAAUGGCCUGAAACUUUGUGAAUAUGAAGUGACGCAUUAAUCAAGGACCAGAUUUAAAAUGUCAGGCUAAAAAUUUACUUAAAUCAGUCGACAAAAUGCAUUUUUAAUCAGUUCAAGCAACAAACAGCAAACUCCUUGUACACUAGCAAAACGUUUUGUCUGCUAUCCAUGUGUUUGGAAUAACAGCUAAUAAACUGACUUUCACUUGGCUUCAGAAGUUGCUCAUAUGAGAGCUACAACACUCCCAAAAGUUUUAUGUACAAAAAUACAUUUCCUGCACCAAAGGAAGAUUAACCAUUUAAUGAACACAGGAAGGGCAGAUUUUCACAAGACUAAGGUUUUGUCGCCUAUGGAAAAUAAUGUGAAAAUGAGCAGAAAAGUCGCUUCAAAACACAUCAGAUACACAGAUCAGGUGUCAUACUUAAUCAUUUAAUCACUGAAUCACUCUCACCCUCUUCAGAAAAUCAACUUUGGCCUUAAGUGCAUGUUUAGGGUCAUUAUAUACUCAUAGAAAAUAACACAAUAAAGGUCAAUGGGUAAUGGUAACAUAUUCGCUGUUCGUAGAGCAAUACAUUUAUAUAUUCAUGAUUUAAUCAAUGAUAAAAGCCCUCAAACACCAGCAUGCAGCCUCACAUACGAGCUGUAUCUCUACCAUGAUUCAGGUUAGGCACCAUGAUUUUUUUUUUCUUUUUAUUCUUCAUCUCCAACACCAUACAGUCUUGAUGCUAUCAGUUCUAAAAUGAUUGAUCUUGUGAUCAUGACUUCGGAGUAUGAGUCCCAUUAGCCUUCAUUUUUGUCAGAAUUAGGACUGGCAAAUUCUUGGCAGGCUUUUUUGGUGGUUGACACUCACAUAUGCCAUUCCUUGCCAUGUUGCCAUGUGCUGCAUUUUGUGUCAUGGGAAACAAUCACCCCAGUUUAUAUUUCUACUUCUUUAGAUAACUGUGGUAAACUUUAAUAACAAAAAUCCACUUUCAUCUACAACAGUCUUGUUUUCAAGCCUUGUCACAUGGGUACAAGAUUGGCCAGCCCAGUCACCAGACAUGAACAUCAUUGAUUAUGUCUGGCAUAGGAUGAAAGAGGAAGCAUGGAAGAUAAAAUCAAAACAUCUGGAUUCUGAACUCCGGGAGGCAUGCAAGGCUGUUUUUUUGCAAGUUCAAAUGACUUCAUCAACAAAUUGUAUGAGUCUUUGCUGAAACACAUGGCUACAGCAUAUUCAAGCUAAAAGAAGUCAUACAUUAUAUUAAUUUGGAUCUUCCAGCACCAGUGCUUCAUUUUCUGAUGUUAUGCAAAAUAUUGGUUUGUUUUGAAGUGGUUUAUCACAUUAUUUUCUGGAGGUGACAACACUUUUGUCUUGCCAAAACCUGCCCUUUCCAUGUUCAUUAAAAGAUAAAUCUGUCUUCAGUGCAACAAAUUUAUUUUUGUGCAUAAAACCUUAUUUUAGAGGGUUGUAGCUGUCAUAUGAGUGCAUUCUGAAGCCAAGUGAAUAUUUGGAAGGCAGGCUAUUAGCUGUUGUUCCAAACAAAUGGAUAGGCGACAAACUUUUUGCAAUGGCUGUAUAGUGUGUUGAUGGAAAUGUUCACAUUAUUAAGCCAUUUUCUGACAGAGGUGAGCCCCCUUCUCCAUUAAUUUACAUUGCUCAGGUCGACCUAUAAAUAAUGGAUGCCAGGAUUGCUGUGAAAAUGGGCCCAGGGUCAACUAUAGUCUAACAUUCUACCUCUGUGCAACACACACACACUCACACACCAUCACUGCCCAACCACAUUACCACAUUACAGCACAACCACCCUUACACCAUACAGAGUGCACAGUACGUUUUACCGUGUUAAUUCUUUGCUAAGGGUUAAAUUCAACAAUCUCCUGGUUAGUCAGAAUUAACGCUGCAAAUGUUAUUGUGUUACCUGGCUCUCUCGCCUAAUUCUUCCACACCAGCAUGGAGGAAUGGAAACACAGACAGUCAAACACCCUUACAAACUCCCAAUACCCUCCAUCCCUCCGUCGGACCUAAUCAUGUCAGUCACGCCAGUCGUGACUCUUGACUGAGAUAGUAUAUUAAAAAAGGAAAUAUUUGGGACAGGAAUAUGUGUUUAGCGGCUGUGUUUUAAAGACAGGUGGAAUGGAAUGGACAGUGCUUGGGGGGAAAUAAUAAUGGUAUGUAAAAAGCUGUCUCCUUUUAUUCUGUUUUUGUUUUGGUUUUUUUAAUCUGUAAGUGCUCUUUUUUAUGAAUAUUAUCGCUGAACCAUAGUUUCUCUGCCACCAUUUUUGGACUGAACACUUCUGGGAAAAUAGAGUUGAAUGCUGCUGGAUCUGUGAAUAAAAUAUUCAAAUUUACAUUCGA